AUGCGUGCAGUAGUCUAUGACAAACCAUUCAGUGUUUCCGUGCAGGAAGUUGACAAACCACAAUUACAACAACCAAAUGACAUCAUUGUCAAGAUCACGACUUCGUGUAUUUGUGGCAGUGACCUGCAUAUGUACGAAGGGCGUACUGGUGCAGAACCAGGCAUAGUCUUUGGACACGAAAACAUGGGAAUUGUGGCUGAAGUAGGAGCUGGGGUCCAUACAUUACAGAAGGGGGACCGAGUCGUAAUGCCUUUCAAUGUGGCAUGUGGUCACUGUCUCAACUGUGAAGAACAGCGAUCCGCUUUUUGCACCAAUGUCAAUCCCGGAUUUGUGCGCACUUCUCUCUUGAAAGGGACAUACCCAUACGCGCCUCUCAAAUUGCCUCCUGGAAACGAGCAUGAAGAUGACUUUGCUCUAUUAGCGGAUAUAUUCCCGACGGGUUGGCAUGGUGUAGAACUUUCGGGUUUCCGCCCUGGAGAAUCAGUUGCCGUUUACGGUGCAGGCCCUGUGGGUCUUAUGGCGGCCUACAGUGCCCAGUUACGAGGUGCUUCUGAGGUAUACGUAGUUGACCGUAUCCCCGAACGUCUCGACAAGGCAAAAAGCAUCGGUUGUAUACCUAUCGACUUGUCAACCGGUGACCCAGCUGAACAGAUCAAAGCUCUUCGGAAUGGAAGAGAAGUUGACCGCGGCGUUGACGCCGUUGGAUACCAGGCCGUUGCGGCGGACGGAAAGACGGAGCAACCGAAUGCAGUCCUGGAAGGUCUCAUCGCUGUUGUUCGUCCCACCGGUGGUUUGGGCAUUCCUGGGCUCUAUGUUCCGAAGGAUCCAGGUGCACCCGAUUCUGCUUCUGCGAAGGGCAAACUCUUCGAGAAAGGUCUCUCCGUAGGUACAGGCCAAUGCAACGUCAAGUCAUACAAUCGCUACCUCAGGGACCUAAUCAUAUCUGGACGUGCUAAGCCAUCAUUUGUUGUUUCGCACAAUAUUUCUCUGGACGAAGCUCCAAACGCGUACGAGAAGUUCGACAAGCGUGUGGAGGGAUACACAAAGGUCCUUCUCCACCCUUGA
Messenger RNA from Stereum hirsutum FP-91666 SS1, 1065 nucleotides. Its product is annotated as glutathione-independent formaldehyde dehydrogenase. Lineage: Eukaryota; Fungi; Basidiomycota; Agaricomycetes; Russulales; Stereaceae. Gene Ontology annotation, molecular function: oxidoreductase activity; zinc ion binding. The record is from RefSeq and is a predicted model, not a curated record. The coding region runs from base 1 to 1065 and encodes 354 amino acids. The transcript is spliced from 14 exons.